This is a messenger RNA of Styela clava, 1994 nucleotides long. Its product is annotated as chordin-like protein 1. The record is from RefSeq and is a predicted model, not a curated record. NCBI's taxonomy places the organism in Eukaryota, Metazoa, Chordata, Ascidiacea, Stolidobranchia, Styelidae. Gene Ontology annotation, biological process: cell differentiation; negative regulation of BMP signaling pathway. Gene Ontology annotation, molecular function: BMP binding.
CCGCUAAUGAGGCGAAGAGUUACAACAAAUAGAAGCAAAAAUGAAAUACCUUAUCUUCGGCAUGGUAUUCUGGUAUACUACAAUGGCCAACACAACCGAAUCAGGAUCAACCACCCAUAGAAAAUGCAUUGCGACCGACGGGACAGAACAUGAAAUCGGCGAAACAUGGAAACCUUCGACUAAGUUGCACAAAGCGUUACCUUGCAUCGAAUGUGCUUGUCUCAAAAAUGGUGUUGUCAAAUGCAAACAGGCAAAAUGUCAAGAAAUUCUAUCUUGCUCCAAUCCCGUCAGACAAUCAAACACCUGUUGUUUGACGUGUCCAGAUUCCAACGACGAGGAACCAAACCUCCAUGACAAGGCGAAAUAUACUCAGCGUGUGACAUUCACUGAAAAACAUGAGCAAUCAGAAUCUGCCAGAGCUCAGAGCCCAUUUACGACAAUGAGGGACAAUCACCGUGCUGCUACUGGCUGGCGCCAACGUUUGAGCGAUUUUAAUGCUGCUGGCGGUGCCAGUCUUCCAAAGCACACAAAACAGUCGGCUGGCGUGCGAGCAUUUGGACUUUAUUCGCUCAACGAUAAUGAAGAAGAUAUGCAAACAUUUAGUGAGUCUACUACGGAAACACGAAGACAAUUUGAAAUCCAUCGAAGAUUACAAGAGGCACUUGCAGCAAGGCCAACCCGCCGGGUUGAUGCUGAAUCCCCAUUUAGUUUCAGAGAUACAUCUCAUGCGUUUGGACUAUUACAAGUCGACUCUGUUCAGCCAGAAAUUCACGCUUCAAUAAAUGCAUUAUUUGCACAAUGUCAAGUUCAGGUUAUGCCUGGGCUUUCUAGCAAAACUCUGACAUACGCACACGGGGAUUGGUGGAAAGCAACGUUACCCAUUCUGGGAGACUUAAAAUGCGUGGAAUGUACAUGUAUGAAUGGCGAAGUCAAGUGCAAGGUACCCAAAUGUGUGGAUGAUGAGUUACUCCCAUGCGCCAAACCCGUAACAGAGAAUGGGAAAUGUUGCGCUUCUUGCCCCAUUCGACAGUAUAUGGGAUAUAAACCUUACUACUCUUCGACGGUGGAUAACAAUAAGCAUUUUCUGUCCGUGGCGACACCAGCUCCACUUAAAACAUCUGAGCAGUCGAAAUGUGACAAAAAGGUUCAUCCUAUCCUUUAUCGCUUUGUGCACAAAGCCACCAAACGAUCGAAGGACCAAGCAAUUGCAGUGAGACUGGGAGAUUCAGUGGAAGUAUACAACUGGACGUUGAAUAAAGAUGAUAAUCCCCAUCGUCGUCAUGUGAUUCGAAUGAGAGUUUCUAACUUUAAAAGAUAUAUGAAAAUGUCUUCAAUGAGUGGAUCUUAUCAAUUGUGGAGUGCUACCACUGAAGGUCGUCUGCGGAAGUUUGAAGAACGUGAAGAGCGAUGGAGCACAUCAUGUAAAUCUAAUUGCGAAAGACGUUUAAUGCGAAUCGUAACCAAAAUGCUACUGAAGUCACCAGAGAAAGUUAAAUGUGCAAUGAAAUCCUUAGAAAAUAUUGAUGCGCAACAUUAGGGCAAUAUUAAAGCGGAAUUUAAUAAUCCCAGUUAUAUGGCUGCAAAGAUGGUUAUGCUACUCUUCUUUGAUAUAGUAAGUACACCAGUGAACGACGAUCAUGUGGGAUUUAUGAAAAAUAUUCGAACAUUUUAGAGGAUCAAGGUAUAUUCAUACAUACUAUCAGUGAGAACAUGCAAGCCGAAGCACUCAAAAUAUUCAGAGUUAGUUUUGAAGCCUUUAAGUAUAGUUUUGUGGUCUUGCUUGGCUUUGAAAAUCCGCUUCCUAUGUCAUCUUAUUCCGCCGAAAAAUGAUCAGCCAACUACAUUAGAUAAACAUUUCUAGAUAAGAGUUAUUUUAUAUUUUGUUGUUAUUGAAAUGUUCCCACUCCUUUUCUUUGUACAUCGCUUUACUUACUUGUAACCUUGUUUCGAUUUUUUCGUAAUACUGUAUGUGAAAUAAAGCCGUUCAAAAUUGA